AUGGAUUACCUGGUCAAAGACGCUUGGGGUUCUGUGUUUGCCAAAAUUGAUCGAAAGUUCCUGGGUGUGGCAUUGCAUGAAAUCAAUUGGAAACGUGUGACAUGGCCAAAUUUAUCAGCAGUUGCAUCUCCACUUUUGAAUGUCACACUUGGCUUGAAAUCAAACAAUCUCCAAAGCCAACAAGCUAGCUCUUCUCGUUCUCCCCGCUCUUGGGAAACACCAGAUAUAUUAACCAAAAUUGACAAACUUACUCCAAAAUCCAACGGUGAGGCAUCUCAAAGUCAAAAAGCUGGUACAAUGAUCCCUACUGCUGUCACCAUUGGCCAAAAAAGAAAAACAACACAGCCUCAUUAA
Melampsora larici-populina 98AG31 is the source of this 354-nucleotide messenger RNA. RefSeq lists its product as uncharacterized. NCBI's taxonomy places the organism in Eukaryota, Fungi, Basidiomycota, Pucciniomycetes, Pucciniales, Melampsoraceae. The record is from RefSeq and is a predicted model, not a curated record. Bases 1 to 354 code for a protein of 117 amino acids. The transcript is spliced from 2 exons.